Penicillium riverlandense is the source of this 153-nucleotide messenger RNA. RefSeq lists its product as uncharacterized. Lineage: Eukaryota; Fungi; Ascomycota; Eurotiomycetes; Eurotiales; Aspergillaceae. The annotation marks the transcript as partial. The transcript has 3 exons. The record is from RefSeq and is a predicted model, not a curated record.
UCUCUUGUUUUCUUGGAUGGUCCCAAGGCAUUAUUCAUGGGGUAUUGCACCACCGCUUUAAUAUAUGGGUUCGCUGGGGGAUCCAAGCCAGUCGCUGAACUAAGUCUCCAUGACUUCGAACAAUGCCUCAAGGCAAGAAAAAUCAAUCUCUAA